This is a messenger RNA of Acanthoscelides obtectus, 1447 nucleotides long. The record is from the annotation of a GenBank genome assembly. Lineage: Eukaryota; Metazoa; Arthropoda; Insecta; Coleoptera; Chrysomelidae.
GUGUGUCAUCUUGAACCAUAUUAUAACCGCGGUACAUAAUACGGACAUUUUGGUUAUCCGCUUGGAUUUGAUUCAUGUUUGACGGAUUUACAUAUUUGACAUCGAGUGACAAAAAAUGUACUAAUGUCAACAAAACAAGAGUAAUCAUGAUCAUGAGAUUUGAUGAUUCACAUAUUUACGUUUCAUAUGCAAAAUAAGGGAAUAUCAUUGUGAAAUAAAUAAAUUUAUGUUUCAAACAUUACAAGCUGUAAAAACGAUGGCAUCCGCCGUGUCAGAGAAAAUCAAGGAUAAACGCAAUCGAACUCUGCUAGGCGAGCUACCGGAGGAUUUCCUGCGUGUAACAACUUCAGCCCAAGAGCAACAAGAGGCAGCUGAUAGACAGACUGCUAUAGCACUCCAGCAACAUUAUGCUGGCACAGCAACAACUUAUGUGCCAGAUGCUUGCGGAAGACUCAGCAUCACCUUGGUGCAGGCUAAGCUCGCUAAGAACUAUGGCAUGACUAGAAUGGACCCAUACUGCAGGAUCAGAGUUGGUCAUAGCAUUUAUGAGACACCUACAGAUACUAAUGGAGGGAAGAACCCUAGGUGGAAUAAGGUUGUUUACUGUCUUUUACCACAAGGACUAAAUGCCAUCUCAAUAGAGAUAUUUGAUGAAAGAUCCUUUACUAUGGAUGAGCUGAUUGCCUGGACACAAAUUGUAAUACCACAGCAAGUUUUGGCAGGGGAGACUCAUGAAGAUUGCUACCCUUUAAGUGGGAAGCAAGGAGAAGGUCAAGAAGGGACGAUCAAUCUUGUUUUGAGUUAUACACCUUCUCCAUCGUACAUCUAUGCACCUGCACAACCAAUAAUGGUAGUACCCAGAACAGGAGGUGGUAUUAAACCACUUGGUGUAUAUCCAGCUGGAAACCAGGCUGGCAGUCCUCCACCUAUGCCUGUACUCAGUGAAUCUGAAUUGAAACAGAUUGAAGAAAUGUUUCCAAACAUUGAGAAGGAGGUGAUCAAGACUGUGUUUGAGGCAAAUAGAGGCAACAAGGAGAGUACCAUAAACUCUCUUCUCCAAAUGGCUGAAUAAUUUUUCAUACAGUCCCCAUUUUAAUGACUGCUAUAAAGGUUAGUGGUAACAUUGUCAUGCUUUUCCUUAGAUUUAUUACUUAGAAUUGAUGUACUAAAAUUAAGUAGAUUUAUGUAAUCUUAAGGCUCUUUAUCUAAACAAAAGUAUGUUUACUGAUUUUAGAAUUAUCCUGCUAUACCCUAAUUUGUACCAUCAUGCUUCUUGUAAUUUUGUUAAUUAUUAUACUUCUUUAUACCCAUGAUGUAAUUUUAUAGUGCUGAUUCCAUUUCAUUGAUUGCCUCAUUUUCAAACAUUCCUGGGUUGUUUUAUUUAAAUUGUAUAUCUCAUGUUAUCUAGUCAUUUAACUGUCUAUAUUGCUUAAUAAAAUAAUGUGCC